AUGGUCACGGCUUACCUCGUUCAAACUCGUCUACCAAGCUGUGACGCCAUCAGGGCAGUGGCUCUUCAAGAAGGACCACAGCGGGAAGACGCCUACGAAAGAAACGAAGACCCUCCGGCUCCUCAAGACCGGUACCCCAACGCAUUCCGAAGCAAGCCGGCGGAUAUCCUCAACGACCUUCAUCGAGCCGCCGGCCAGACGGCCCAGCAUAUGCCGAUGUUUCUGCAGGCUAUCCUCCAGCUAUAUCCCCCCGGGAUGGCACAUCUGCAAUUCGAGGCAAUCACGGAGAGUCGUCCGUCGCCUGCCCACAACACCGGCUAUUGGUUUCGAUACAAUCGGGAUUGCUCCAGGGCUACGUGGAAUAGCAGUGGGAAGUUUCACUUAUUGGCGGACACAGUGGAUGCGUGGAGACAGGUCGGUGCAUUGCAUGGGCAUGCGGAUUUGAAUCUGGAGUAA
Messenger RNA from Aspergillus uvarum CBS 121591, 456 nucleotides. RefSeq lists its product as uncharacterized. The record is from RefSeq and is a predicted model, not a curated record. The transcript is spliced from 2 exons. Bases 1 to 456 code for a protein of 151 amino acids. NCBI's taxonomy places the organism in Eukaryota, Fungi, Ascomycota, Eurotiomycetes, Eurotiales, Aspergillaceae.